UUCAUAUCCCAGAAGACAACUUCGAUUCCAUCAACAAAAAAAUGGCAUGCAAAAGCUACUUGCGGAACAUUUAGUCGUUAAAUAAAUUGGUUCAAAUUAUACAGUAGUUAAAAAAUUGUUUAUAUCAAAAAAAAAGGCUCAAAUGUUUUCAGAGUCUGGAAUAGAUCUUGAUUUUGAUGUCUUCGAUCAAAUAGAGGAAGACCACAAGUUUUUUGAAGUAAAGUUAAAUAGUCUCACUCAAUCCAGGAAAGACCCAUCUAUGCUUAUGGACCCAAAUUUAGUUACUGUGAAACCUGAUCCAGAUGCUUCUUGCCCUGAUAUAUCAAAUGCGUGUCAUAACUCUUUUACUCGUACUAAUUUUAAACAGAAACUUCAAAGAGAACAUCUCAUUGAACUAGAGCGAAAAGAACAAGAUCGCAAAUUCCUUACAGAACAGGAAAAUCAAAAAUCAAAUAUAAAGAAAUUUUUUAAUGUAUCAUCAUCAAUUCCAUUCUCUACUCCAAAAGAAGAUUUUUCUCCUAUUAAAUCUUUACCAAGCAAUCUUCCAACAAGUGUACUUAAGGUGGAAACAAAUCUACAGAACCCUACACAAUAUUAUAUAAAGCAACAACAAAAACGUCAAGUUAGAGAAUAUUUGACCAAUCAGCAAUUAAACAAAAAUCAUUCUAUAAUGCCUAUUUCAGCACCUUCUGUGUUACAAAACUCUAACUUUAAUACUCAAUUUCCUUCCAACUUUCAGCCAUCAGUAUCACAUUUAUCGCCUAAUAGUCCUGAUACUGCAAGUUCAGUUGCUAGUGGAAGUGAGGUUGAUAGUGUAUUUGAAGACUUAUUUGCAUUGGAUAAUAGUGUUGAUCAGGAUUUUUCUAUAUUUUCUGAUAACAUAUUUUCAACAACACUUCCAGCAGGAAAUAACAUCUUUAAUACUUUUGCAACAGAAAAUAAUCAAGAGGAGAUUAAAGAAAAAAUCUCAACUUCGUGUCCCAUUAAACAAGAACAUCAUGAAGGAUUUUUAAAAGAUAGACAGAAAAAAGACAAUCAUAACUUGAUUGAACGUAGAAGAAGAUAUAAUAUCAAUGAUAGAAUAAAAGAGUUAGGAACCCUGGUACCAAAACUUGACAAUGAUUUUAAGCAAAAUAAAGGAACUAUAUUAAAAUCAUCGGUUGAUUAUAUUCGAAAACUUAAAAAAGAUCGCGAACGUUUGAGAUUAUAUGAAGUUCGCCAGCAGUCUUUAGAAGAUUCGAAUAAAAAACUACUGUUAAGAGUUCAGGAACUGGAAUUGAUACUACGAGCAGCUAAUAUAUCAACUGUUCUUCCAGAACCAGAUUUUAGCUUCUCGAGUUCCCCGCAACUUGCUCAACUUCUUGCGGCUCACUCCUCCAAACAGCAACACAAAUCAUCUCUCCCGCUAAAUUCUUUUCAAAGCGAUCUCCAUAAACUUUUAAUGAAGUCAAAUUCUUCUCCCCAACUAGGAACUAGUUCAGAGACAAUAGCUACUACUAUAAGUGAGAGUUUAGAUAGCCCCAAAUUUUUAUUAGAAAAGGACGACUCGAUUACUAUCGAUACAGAUUAAAAUCAUGUUUUAAUAUAAAAUUACAAUUCAUAAAGAAUUUAAACAGGUGCUCAACAUAUUUCUAUUUCUCACAGAGUUUGUUUUUUUAAAUACCUUUUUUUAAUCUCAAUUUUUUUCUAAGCAUACCUUUUGUAUAUAUGUACAUAUAUAGACACAUUUUUUCUUUCUACUUUAUUGAUAGUUGAUGCCAUUAUAUUUUUUAACGCGAAUUGUAAAUAGUUGAUAGAAUUUAAAUAAAAAAACAGUAAACUGAA
This is a messenger RNA of Hydra vulgaris (swiftwater hydra), 1824 nucleotides long. Its product is annotated as microphthalmia-associated transcription factor. Gene Ontology annotation, cellular component: nucleus. The record is from RefSeq and is a predicted model, not a curated record. Gene Ontology annotation, molecular function: RNA polymerase II cis-regulatory region sequence-specific DNA binding; DNA-binding transcription factor activity, RNA polymerase II-specific; protein dimerization activity. NCBI's taxonomy places the organism in Eukaryota, Metazoa, Cnidaria, Hydrozoa, Anthoathecata, Hydridae. Gene Ontology annotation, biological process: regulation of transcription by RNA polymerase II.